AUGGCUUUGUUGGUUGUAAAACUAAUUAAGGUUUCUGUGGUUGAAAUUUUGCAGACGAAAGAAUUCAAAAAUUUAAACGAAAUUCUCCGCAAUUUAAAUUCUCAAAAUUGUGUUGAAUGUGUGGGUAGCUUAACUGGAUUGUUGGAAACCACUUGGCAUGAAAGAAUGAAAGAGGAAAAAAAUUAUCUUGAUGUUUUAAUGGCAUUUGAGAGCUUUAAGGCUACCGACUUAAUAAACAGAAUAGAAAUACUUAGCAUUGAUAACACAUUUUAUCAAGAAAUAAUUUAA
Molecule: messenger RNA, 288 nt
Organism: Clunio marinus
Lineage: Eukaryota; Metazoa; Arthropoda; Insecta; Diptera; Chironomidae
Source: the annotation of a GenBank genome assembly